AUGCCUAAUUAUCGUUGGAUCCUCCUCUCGUCAUCUGCCGGUGAGGAGGUGGUGGCGGGGGAGGCGGUGAGUUACCUCUAUCCUGUCCUCCCCGAUAAGGGACUAUUUGACGAUGGAAAGAUGGCGCAGGAGAUGGACCUCUUGAAGCAUAGCCAUAGCUUUGGUGCAUCGGAGGAGCAGGAGAAGGCCCCCUUGCAUCGUAGCCAUGAGGAGGAGCUGGCGAUGGAGCUCUUGAAUGGUGGUAACUUUGCAUUGGCGCAGGGGAAGGAGCCCUCGAGUGGUAAUUGUGCAUGGGAGCUGGAGAUGGAGCCCGUGAGCCAUAGUGGUGAGAAGGCGCCGGUGAAGGUGCUGGCGAAGGAGCCCGGAAAUCGUGCGCUUGAGGUGGUGCAGGUGAAGGUCCUCGUUGGUUAUAUGACUGAGGAGGUGCAGGCGAUGGGCCUCGUUCCGUUUCAUGAGUACUAG
Fusarium musae is the source of this 462-nucleotide messenger RNA. RefSeq lists its product as uncharacterized. Lineage: Eukaryota; Fungi; Ascomycota; Sordariomycetes; Hypocreales; Nectriaceae. The transcript is spliced from 2 exons. The record is from RefSeq and is a predicted model, not a curated record. Bases 1 to 462 code for a protein of 153 amino acids.